CAACUCACCAGUGUAGUGUUUCUUCUACUGCAGAGGCAGCAGCAGCAGGGUUCUUCCAUCAUGGGGGCUCGGCUGGUUCUUUUCGGUGUUCUCGCUCUGCUCCUUGCCGGCAGCUUCGGUGCGGCCCAGGCGGCGCCGGCCGUCGUGGUUGGCUCCGUCAAGUGCUUGGAUUGCUCUCCCGACGACGUUAGUGCUGAAGAUGCCCUCAAAGGGCUUCAGGUAGCCAUCAAGUGCAGGUCCAGCGCCGGCGAGACCUACGAGACGCAGACGGUCGGGCAGCUCGACGACAAGGGCGCCUUCAGCAUCCCCCUCCAGGCAGGCCUCCUGCGCGAAGACGGCGAGCUGGACCGCGACUGCUUCGCCCAGCUCCACAGCGCGCCCGACACGCCGUGCGACGGCCCGGCGCCGCCCAGGAUCGCCCCAGCCAAGUCCACCACCCAAGGCGUCGCCGACGCCAACACCUACCUCGCGGUCGCCGAGGACACGGUUUUCUCACCCGUCGCGUGCGCGUGCAAGAAGAAGAAGAAGAACUUCAUGGUCGGCCCGCCGCCGCCGCCUCCGCCGAGGCCGGAGCCCUCAUACGGGCCCCCGACGCCGACACCCACUCCCACGCCGACGCCCUCCUACGGUCCUCCUUCCACGCCCAAGCCGCCCGCGCCCGAGGAUGACCCGAAGCCGUUCUUCCACAAGCACCCCAAGAUGAAGAAGAUGAUGCACAAGAAGAAGCCGUGCCCGCCGCUCGGCGAGGAGGACAAGCCCAAGAACUGACCUGCCCUGCUGCGACACAUGCAGCGGCGGCUCGCUCACUUGCCCAUCGACUGGCAUUACAGCAAGGAGGGGGCGUCAGGCGCUACGACAUUUGGUGAUCGAUAUGUUUGUGCUGUUUGUUGAUUCAGUUGCCAUGUGCUUGUUGGUGCUUUGUUGUUUUGUUUAGUUACUGCCAUUGUGCUGGCUUUGGUGUUUUAAUUCGCUGCUCAGUUCGUGGAAUAAAGAAAAUGGUAUGAUCUGUGGCAUAACAUUGUCGUGAUU
This is a messenger RNA of Triticum dicoccoides, 1029 nucleotides long. RefSeq names its product proline-rich protein 4-like. Lineage: Eukaryota; Viridiplantae; Streptophyta; Magnoliopsida; Poales; Poaceae. The record is from RefSeq and is a predicted model, not a curated record. The transcript has 2 exons. The coding region runs from base 61 to 768 and encodes 235 amino acids.